This is a messenger RNA of Orycteropus afer afer, 1923 nucleotides long. The record is from RefSeq and is a predicted model, not a curated record. Lineage: Eukaryota; Metazoa; Chordata; Mammalia; Tubulidentata; Orycteropodidae.
GUGAAAGAGAGCAGCCCGGCGAGCCCGGGUCCUGAGCUUGGACCCUCCGUGGAACGGGGCAGUGUCGCCGCUGCUUCGCCUCAGCAAACAUCCCCACCUCCAUUACCAUCAGCAUCUGCUGGAAAGACCCACAGCCCCACCAUUCAGCGCGCAAGAUACCCUCCAGAUAUGCCCUGCGUCCAAGCCCAGUAUAGCCCUUCACCUCCAGGUUCCAGUUAUGCGGCGCAGCCCUACGGCUCGGAAUACAGCACGGAGAUCAUGAACCCGGACUACGCCAAGCUGACCAUGGACCUCGGCAGCACCGAGAUCGCGGCCACUGCCACCACGUCCCUGCCCAGCUUCAGUACCUUCAUGGAGGGCUACUCGAGCAGCUACGAACUGAAGCCCUCCUGCCUGUACCAAAUGCAGCCGGCUGGGCCGCGGCCCCUGAUCAAGAUGGAGGAGGGCCGGGCGCACGGCUACCACCAUCACCACCACCACCACCACCACCACCACCACCACCACCAGCCGCAGCCGCAGCAGCAGCAGCCGUCCAUUCCGCCCCCAUCCGGCCCGGAGGCCGAGGUGCUGCCGAGCACCUCCAUGUACUUCAAGCAGUCCCCGCCAUCCACCCCCAGCACGCCGGGCUUCCCUCCACAGACGGGGGCGCUGUGGGACGACGCGCUACCGCCGGCGCAGGGCUGCAUCGCGCCGGGGCCACUGCUCGACCCGCCCAUGAAGGCGGUGCCUGCGGUCGCCGGGGCGCGCUUCCCGCUCUUCCCCUUCAAACCCUCGCCGCCGCACCCGCCCAGGGCGGCGGCGCUGGCCUUCCCACCGCUCGGCCUGGCCGCGUCGCCCGCCGCGUCGGGCCUGCUGGGCGAGAGCCCCAGCCUGCCGUCGCCGCCCAACCGGAGCUCGUCGUCGGGCGAGGGGACGUGCGCCGUGUGCGGGGACAACGCCGCCUGCCAGCACUACGGCGUGCGCACCUGCGAGGGCUGCAAGGGCUUCUUCAAGAGAACAGUGCAGAAAAAUGCAAAGUACGUUUGCCUGGCAAAUAAAAACUGUCCAGUAGACAAGAGGCGUCGGAACCGUUGUCAGUACUGUCGAUUUCAGAAGUGUCUCAGCGUCGGGAUGGUAAAAGAAGUUGUCCGGACAGAUAGUUUGAAAGGGAGGAGAGGUCGGCUGCCUUCCAAACCAAAGAGCCCGUUACAGCAGGAACCCUCACAGCCCUCCCCACCCUCUCCUCCGACCUGCAUGAUGAACGCCCUUGUCCGCGCUUUAACAGACUCGGCACCCAGAGAUCUUGAUUAUUCCAGGUACUGUCCCACCGAGCAGGCCACCACAGGCACCGACGCCGAGCACGUGCAGCAGUUCUACAACCUCCUGACGGCCUCCAUUGACGUCUCCAGGAGCUGGGCAGAAAAGAUCCCAGGAUUUACUGAUCUCCCCAAAGAAGAUCAGACCUUACUUAUAGAAUCAGCCUUUUUGGAGCUGUUUGUCCUCAGACUUUCCAUCAGGUCGAACGCUGCUGAAGAUAAGUUUGUGUUCUGCAAUGGACUUGUCCUGCAUCGACUUCAGUGCCUUCGUGGAUUUGGGGAGUGGCUCGACUCCAUUAAAGACUUUUCCUUAACUUUGCAGAGCCUGAACCUGGAUAUCCAAGCCUUAGCAUGCCUGUCAGCACUGAGCAUGGUCACAGAACGACAUGGGUUAAAAGAGCCAAAGAGAGUGGAGCAGCUGUGCAACAAGAUCACCGGCAGCCUGAAAGGCCAGCAGGGCCAGGGCCAGGCGCUGGAGCCCACCGAAGCCAAGGUCCUGCGUGCCCUGGUGGAGUUGCGGAAGCUCUGCACCCUGGGCCUCCAGCGCAUCUUCUACCUGAAGCUGGAGGACUUGGUGGCUCCGCCCUCUGUCAUUGACAAGCUCUUCUUGGACACCCUGCCUUUCUGA